AUGUAUUUCAUAAACUCAUACUUACCAUAUCCCUCGCUAAUUGCAAAUAUGUUCAUAUUUUAUUUAAUAAGCAGUGCAAAUUAUGAUGUUUUUACUAAGUAUCUUAAAACUGGAAAGAUUGAUUGCAAGUAAUAAUCUUCAAUGCUGCUUUCUUAUUUAGUUUGCUCUUGGGCUUGUUUUACUAUAGUUUUAAAUUGUCCUCCUCUCUACAUAUACAAUCAUAUAUAUCAGUUCAUCACUUUUGCGCUCUGGUUCUUGGUUUAUAAUUUCUAACAAAAUAAACUAUCUGCAGUUAUUUUUAAUAUAUUCGGAUUUGCUGCUUUGAUAUUUGUUCUCUUGUAAUUUCAUCAUUUCUAUGUAGGAGUAUUUUCUAGCAUUUUAAAUGUCAUCUAUGUUUUAAGAUCUUAUUUGCAGUUUAAAAGAACUAUUGAGGAUUAGAAAACUAGACCACCACCUACAUUUAACAGAUUACUUGGAAUUUUCCAUAUAGUUGGAUUCUUCUUCAAUGCUAUUCAAAACAUUGAAGGAGAUAUCUUACACUUUCCUUUCUUAUAAGCAUGUGUUUAAUUUGGAGCAAUAAUUGCUUAAGAAAUGUUAGUGUCUUAAUAUAAUCUCUAUUCUGAUUCUAAAUAAAAGGUUGAUUAAGAGAAAAAAAAGAAAGAAUAAUGA
Tetrahymena thermophila SB210 is the source of this 669-nucleotide messenger RNA. Its product is annotated as transmembrane protein, putative. The transcript has a single exon. The record is from RefSeq and is a predicted model, not a curated record. Lineage: Eukaryota; Ciliophora; Oligohymenophorea; Hymenostomatida; Tetrahymenidae.